Molecule: messenger RNA, 1419 nt
Organism: Boleophthalmus pectinirostris (great blue-spotted mudskipper)
Lineage: Eukaryota; Metazoa; Chordata; Actinopteri; Gobiiformes; Gobiidae
Gene: echdc3
Product: enoyl CoA hydratase domain containing 3
Exons: 6
Coding region: 102-986 (294 amino acids)
Cellular component (GO): mitochondrion
Molecular function (GO): hydro-lyase activity
Source: RefSeq, a predicted model, not a curated record
GUUCAGCAUUCGCAGCGGUGGUUUUACGGUGGACGUGUGUGGCGCAUGCCCUUUGCUCUAUGGAUACGUGUGUUAAUAAGUGAAGAACAGAACUCUGCAAAAUGGCUAGAAACCUAAUGAUGAGCUUUGUUGGUCUGCGUAAACUUCAGAGGAGCCUUGUAUGGAAAGAGUCUCGUCUUUAUUGCCACACUGGAGUCGACCCAAUUACACUGAGUCAACACAACGGAAUCAGAAGAAUUACAUUGAAUAAUCCUAAAAAGAGGAAUGCCCUUUCCCUGUUCAUGUUGGAAUCACUUCGUAAGAGCAUCCUCAGUGAAACCGGUAGUGAAGAUCUUCGAGUCAUUGUAUUAUCAGCCAACGGACCCGUAUUUUCCUCGGGUCAUGACUUAAAGGAACUGACAUCCGCUCAGGGAAGAGGGCAUCAUACAAAAGUAUUCAACACCUGUUCAGAGGUAAUGAGCCUUAUUCAAGAUAUACCAGUCCCUGUUAUUGCCAUGGUGAAUGGUGUGGCCACAGCAGCAGGCUGCCAGCUUGUUGCCAGCUGUGAUAUUGUAAUAGCUUCAGAGAAAUCCACUUUUGCUACUCCAGGUGUUAAUGUGGGUUUAUUCUGCUCUACACCAGCCGUAGCUAUUGGAAGAUCUAUGCCCAGAAAGGUUGCACUGGAGAUGUUGUUUACAGGAACUCCCAUCUCGGCCCAUGAUGCUUUGCUGCAUGGUCUGGUGAGUAAGGUUGUACCAGAAGAUCGAGUGGAGGAAGAGACUCUGGCCAUUGCCCACCGCAUAUGUCAGGCGAGUCAACCUGUUGUGGCUCUUGGCAAAGCUACUUUUUACAGACAAAUGGCACAAGGUCGAGACGCUGCGUAUGCUAUUGCUUCUAAAGUGAUGGUUGAUAAUCUGGCUCUCAGAGAUGGACAAGAAGGAAUCAGGGCUUUCAUAGAAAAACGUAAACCUGUUUGGAGUCAUAAAGCAGAGAAAGCUCACGACUGAGGGACUGCAACUCUGCACAAUUCUGCUUUGUCAGUGUGUAUAGCCAAGACAUGAAAUAAUAAUUAAAAUGAUAAAAUCAUAGAUACAAGUGAGGUUCUAAUGUUUUGCUAUGUAAUAGUAUUAUUAUAGUAGUAUAAAACAAAAUGAUAUAUUUUACAUAUAUAUUUCUAAUAGACUUAAAUAAAGUUGUAAGUAUCUUGGUACCUUAACGUAAGUAAUGCAGAGAAAAUUAUAUGGCACAGAGCAGUAAUAAGGAAUAAUGUUGCUUUUCAGAAAUUAAUCUGAAUGGUCUGUUAGCUAAAUAAAAUAUAAUGUUGAAUGUGACAGAUUGUGAACAGAAGCAUUUAAGAAUAAUUCAUGAAAUUAGGUUUUGUAUAAAAAUCUAAUUAGUAGAAUCAAUUGAAAUCUGUAUCCAAUAAAAAAAUACACUGGC